Messenger RNA from Pichia kudriavzevii, 453 nucleotides. RefSeq lists its product as uncharacterized. The coding region runs from base 1 to 453 and encodes 150 amino acids. Gene Ontology annotation, cellular component: nucleus; cytoplasm. Gene Ontology annotation, molecular function: diaminohydroxyphosphoribosylaminopyrimidine deaminase activity. The transcript has a single exon. The record is from RefSeq and is a predicted model, not a curated record. NCBI's taxonomy places the organism in Eukaryota, Fungi, Ascomycota, Pichiomycetes, Pichiales, Pichiaceae.
AUGCCAUUUGACGACGAGAAAGGUAUGCAAAUAGCAUACGAAGAAGCGUUAGCAGGCUACAACGAGGGCGGUAUUCCGAUCGGGGCAUGUUUAAUUCACGAAGACGGUAGAGUCAUUGGCCGUGGUCAUAAUAUGAGGGUCCAAAGAGGCUCGAUGACGUUGCAUGCAGAGAUAUCAUGUUUUGAGAAUUGUGGUAGACUGCCAGCAUCUAUUACUUCAAAGUGUACCUUGUAUUCCACGCUCAGCCCCUGUACAAUGUGCACAGGUUCGGCCUUGUUGUUCAAGAUACCAAGAGUAGUGUUUGGUGAAAACCAGACAUUUGUUGGCGGUGAGGAUUGGCUGGCUAAACAUAAAGUGAAAGUGAUCAAUGUACAAGAUCAAAGAUGCAAGGAUAUUAUGGCCAAAUUUAUCAAAGAGCACCCAGAGAUUUGGAAUGAAGACAUUGGUGAGUAA